Arachis ipaensis is the source of this 2229-nucleotide messenger RNA. Its product is annotated as protein FAR1-RELATED SEQUENCE 5-like. Gene Ontology annotation, molecular function: zinc ion binding; nucleic acid binding. The record is from RefSeq and is a predicted model, not a curated record. Lineage: Eukaryota; Viridiplantae; Streptophyta; Magnoliopsida; Fabales; Fabaceae.
AUGAUACACGAUUUCGCUGUGAGGUUGGAUGAAGUCAGACGCGAUAGCGAUGGUUCCGUAAUUAUGCGCCAAAUUGGUUGCAAUCGGGUGGGCUCAAGAAAGGAAGAGGUUGAAAAGGACGAAAGAAUCAGGGACCACCGACCCCUAACUCGAAGUUGUUGCCAGGCAAGAAUUCGUGCAAUAUUAGAUACAAAAAUUCAGAAAUGGAAGGUUGUUUCGUUCUACGAAGAGCACUCUCAUGAAUUAGUUGCUCCACUCGACGUUAGCAUGAUGCCUGAGUAUCGCACAUUCAGUGUCUCGGAUAAAGCUCAGGCAAAGAAUUUGCACGACAUAGGCAUCAGGACCUGUCACAUCUUGGGAUACUUGGCUGCUCAAAAAGGUGGAUAUGCGAACUUGUCAUUCAACCAAAAAGAUAUGUACAACCUCAUUACUCAACAUAGGAAGGAAAAGGUGAAGGGUGGUGAUGCAAAUGCUGCAAUAAGCUACCUGAGAGGUAAAGCUGGGUAUGAUUCUUAUUUCUUUGGCAAGUACACAUUAAGUAAUGAGAAUCGAUUAGAAAAUUUGUUAUGGGCUGAUGGGACUAGCCGUAUUGAUUAUAAGUGCUUUGGGGAUGUCUUGACAUUUGAUUCGACUUACAAUAGAAAUGUCUACAAUAAACCACUUGUGAUAUUUUCUGGUAGCAAUCAUCAUGGGCAGACCGUCGUAUUUGGUUGUGGUCUUCUUGUUAAUGAGGAUAUUGGUUCAUACAAGUGGCUCUUGGAAACUUUUUUGGAAGCAAUGGGGAGUAAACACCCUACGGCAGUUGUCACCGACGGAGAUCUUUCAAUGAGAAAAGCAAUUAAACAGGUCUUUCCUUAUGCAACACAUCGACUAUGUGCAUGGCACUUACAUAGGAAUGCAUGCGAGAAGGUUAAGAACAGUGGAUUUCUAAAUGACUUCAAGAAAUUGAUUUAUGCCAAUGUGAGUGUUGAAGAGUUUCAGGUCAUGUGGGAAGACAUGGUGGCCAGGUAUAACUUAUCAAGCAACUCUUGGGUCAUCCAAACCUAUGAGUUGAGGAAUCUACGGGCUCUUGCAUAUUUGAGGGACCAAUUUUUUGGGCGAAUCAGGAUAACAUCCCAGUGUGAAGGGAUUAACUCUCUAAUAAAAGCAUAUGUGAGAAAGAAAGAUAUCCUUCUUGAAUUUAUCAAUAACAUGGAGACCGUGGUUAGCCAUUACAGGAACAAUGAAAGAGUCGCAGAGUUCAAUAGUAAAUAUACCGAUCCAGUACUUGUGACUUCUUUGCCGACACUUGAAGAUUUUGCUGCAAAGAAUUUCACUCGUAACAUGUUCCGGGAGGUCAGGAAGGAAAUUGAGGGUGCUUGUGCAAUGAAUAUAGAGUUGGUAAUUCAGGAUGGUGGAAAACUAUACUUCAAGUGUAACAGUUUUGGAUUGCCAGAUAUUGAUCAUGUCGUUGAGUUUGACAGAGUUGGGGGGAUGCUUCGUUGCGAGUGUCUGUGGUUCGAAAAUAGCGGAAUUCCCUGCAUGCACAUAUUCGCCUGCCUAAAGCACCAACAUGUUGAAGUUAUUCCAGAACGCUUAGUGUGCAAGCGUUGGACGAAGAAUGCCAAGAGUGACUUCAUGAAGUCAAACGUCGAUGAUCCAAGUGAUUCUGAUAAGGUACUAAAGUGUCGUUUGGGUGUGUUGGGUGCUGAGUGUUCUAGGUUGAUGGAUGUUGCAUGUAAGAACUCAAGUGAUUUUGUCGAAGCAAUAAAUGUUGUUGUCAACACAAUUACAAAACUCCAAAAGCGAGGUGAAAAUCCACGCAAUGGUAACUUAGACGAUGACUACGUUGUUGACCUAUUGGUAGUGAAGAGUAAGGAAGCCCCCAAGAAAAACUCAAAAUUUAAGCAACAGAGAAGGUGCUCAAACUGCGGUGUGACAGGACACUACAACAAAAGUUGUCCUAAUCUUCCUGGUAGAAUCCCAAAGGAGACGGUAGAUGAUGAUACAGAAAAGAAUAUCAGCAGCCAUCUUGACAUCCUUACUAAGCGCAAAAGACAUGAUAGUGUGAAAAAUCAACAGAAGAUGGAAAAAGAUAGGAACAUUGGUGGUGGAACAACACCAACCUCAGCAGCUAAAUCGGAUUAUACUGAUCAAGUGAAAACAUCAAGUCCUAGUCCCGAUAUCCCAGUUUGUGCAUCUACAAGUAACGAAGAGUCCGGGUUGAGUUCCAAAAUAAUUUCAUGUUGA